CUUGCUACUGUUGAGUUUUGUUUUUCAACGAAGGCUAUAUAUAUAGUGAAAGUUGACUAUUGUGCCAUGAUAAUAUGCCUUAGAACAGUUACAUUUAUAGCUUUUUUGAUAUAUUGUAUAUUAACUUGUUACACUGGGUAUAUUUUAUUGAAAAAUAGCAUUAGCGUUAAGGACGAUAAAUUAACUCACAAGAAGUGGUCUUUACCAGAUGAUGGGGAAGACUGGAAUCCUUGGGGUGAAGAGUUUGAAAGAGAGCAGAAUUUCAAGUCUUUCAUAGUCCAAAAGCCUUCUGUUAAAUGGUGGGCGAAUCAGAGCUUGGAUUUUGGAAAGCAGUUUUAUAGGUCAAAAGUGGACGGAGUAUUUCAGCCUCAAGAUUCCUAUAAUGUAGAGAUAUGGGGAAAAGCUGCUAUAGGUUUGUAUCUUUGGGAACACAUACUGAAUGGCAAAUUGGAAAGUAAAAUGGAUGGUGUUUGGAGCUAUGGUUUUAAAAAAGUCGACAAUUUGAAACUCAAGUUUCGAACAGGUCCGGGAGUAAUAACUACGAAAGCUCCGAGUGAUGUCCGCUACUUGCUUUUGAUUUUGAAUGGAAGAAGCGAAGAUAAAGUGACUUUUGCAAAGAUGUGGCUUGAUUUUUUACCUCAGUUUCGAAAUUUACAGAGUGUUACCUUAGUUAUUUUAGGCAACGAACAGUGUCACAAUGACUGGUUAAUUCCAUAUACAUCCAAAGCAGGAGGUCUUAUUAACACAACUUUCAUAGUUUAUGACAGCCCACUUAUUGAUAAUAAGUACUUUUUUCAAUGGCCUCUUGGAGUUGCAACGUAUAGAGGUUUUCCUAAAGUUGAUUCAAAGAAGCUAGAUCUUGAGAAUGCCCGUCCUUACAUUUGCAACUUUCUUGGAUCAAUUUAUGCUCAUUCAUCGAGGGAAAAAUUGCUUCAAGUUAUUCAGAAUAAUAACCUAACACAGCUAUGCUUUAUUAAAGCACGAUAUGAGUGGCAACCUAAGGAGACUAAAAGUUCAUUAGCAAUUUAUAUUCAGAGCCUUCGUUUAAGUGACUUGACACUGAAUCCAGUCGGCAUGAACACAGAAUGUUACCGCAUUUACGAGGCAAUGUCUUUUGGUUCUGUCCCUGUUGUUGAAAAUGUUAUGACACCUGGCAAAUGUGGAGAUUCCAGUUCUGUAGUUGCUCCUGCUCCUUUAAGACUAUUGAAAUCUUUUAACGCUCCUGUAAUUUAUAUAAAUGACUGGUCGGAACUUCCUGGCCUUAUUGCAAAAGAAUUAAAAAUGUCUCUAGCAGACAAAAUACGUAGAAGGAUUAGAAUUGUUCAGUGGUAUGAAAAUUUCAAGCUACAUUUACGAGAACAGCUGCUUUCUGUUCUGAAAGAAAAUAUCUCUAGAAGAUGACUGAAGGAAACUAAAUAGUCUGUUAUUCGUGAAAAGAAAGUUGUUGAUGAUUUUAAACAAUUACAGAUAUCUUUUUAGAUGAAAAAUGUAUAUAUUUUAAAGUGAAGAGAAGUUGCAGUUUUAUGAAAGUAUUUUUGUAUAUGUUCAUACUUUUUUUUAAUAUUUUUUAACUGUGAUACAUAUAAGUAUGAAUACAGUAAAAGCUCAACUAUCCAGCAUUCCAGUAAUCAGUAUAAUAAAAAAUAAGUAAACAGCCAUUGUAAAGGCCAUAUAAGAUUAUGACUCAGGGAAAAAAUUGCUGCCAAACAGUGUGGUUUAGUACCUAUAUAGGGUAAGCACUUUGUCAUAACACAAUCAUAAAAUCUUCACCCAAGUUUUAUGCAAACCUAAUUAACUUUUGAAAAGCCAAUUUAGUUUUUGUAAAGAAGGAAGUUGUUGAUCAAGCAUUGUUUAUCUGAUUUUCCUUUGCCUCCCCCUUUUUUAGAGUAAAAUUGGGGAUUUGUCUUAAACAGAGAAUGAAGCAUUGGAGUAUUUUCAAAAUUACAGGAUCCUGGCAUAAAGAAAAGUAUCCAUUAAUGUGCAUAAAAUGUGAUUUUAUUUGCAAACCAAUAAAGAGUAGUGUUGCAACAUCAAAAAUUAUGACAAGCGAUUUAAAUUUAAGUGUUUCAUGUGCUAUAUCCAUAGCUUGUAUCUCUUGACAUCUAGUAAAAUAAAGAGUGGUCAGUUCUUUCAAACUUAUGCUGGAACGGUUAACAUGGUUGGCCAAAUCUCUGGCGAUUUUCAUCACUGGUAGGAUUUUUCCAAUCAGAUUAAGAUGCUUUACUUUUGAAAUUUUAAAAACUACAUUAAUGCAUUAGCUUUUAUGUUUGAUUCCCCCCCCCAAAAAAAAAUUUUGCAUAAUGUUAAAUGUAUGCUUUUAACAAUCAAGAUUUUUUUUUUUUUUUUUAAAUUUUAAACUAGAACUUUCUUUGAAUUCGUAGGGGGAAUGCAUUUCACAUUGUUCAUAUUCCAGUUAAAUGAUUUGUCUUUUCUACUGUGAACUGAAUUUUUUAUUUGCUCAUUUAUCUUCACUCAUUCGGUAUUACAUGAGCUUUUACUGUAUUUAAAAAAGAAAUCACCAUGGUGAGAUUUCUAUCAAAUUGACAGAAUCAGAGUUAAUAAAAAAAUGUAGGCAUACUCAUAAAUUUAAUUGUUAUGAAAAUAUAUGAGUAUCAAAAGUUGAUAAGAUAUUUUGAAUUCAAUAAGUAAUUUUUAAUCUAAAUAUAAUUACAGUCAAACCCUGUUAUAGCAAACCCAGCCUAUAAUGAAUGUCCUGAUAAAAACUUUCUGGAUAUCUUUGCAUUGGCAAGUUUUUUCAGUAUUAUCACAUUAUCUGCCCACCUUGACAAGAAUCAUUGUGGAAAGUGCUAUGUCAUCAAGUUGACAACCUGAAAUUUUGUGUAUUUAUAUUAUAUAUUUAGUGCUAUGUCAUCAAGUUGACAACCUGAAAUUUUGUGUAUUUAUCUCACAAACCCACUAAUAGUUGCACAUGCAUUAUGCCAGCUUUUGAAACCACAAUCUAUCUCGGUAGUAAUUUGCAUGGUUAUGAAAUUCAGGGGUCGUGUUUGUGGUUACUGUUUACCAGGUUAUUCAAUAAGUUCACGGAACGGAAAUGAAGAAACGAAUUUUUAUUUGUAAAAAUGACUUUUUUUUUUUCAACGUAGUUUCCCUCAACUUCAAUACACUUAUUCCAAUGGUCUUCUAAUUUAUGGAUCCCUUGACUGUAGUGGUUUUUCGGCAGCUCUGCAAAAUAUCCCUCCAUGGCAGCUAUUACCUCUUCGUUUGAAGAAAACCGUUUUCUACGGAGAUAUUGUUUGAUAUUGUUUGAGGUGUGGGAAGAGCCAGAAGUCGGAGGGAGCUAAAUCUGGCAAAUAGGCUGGAUGUUGCAACAAUUCGUACUUCAAUUCAGUUAUUUUAGGAAUGGUUUUUUGAGAUGUUUGCGCAGGUGCGUUAUCUUGGUGGAAAAUGAUUUUCUUCUUCUGUAAUCCAGGUCUUCUUUCAUGAAUUUUUUCGUCUAAUUGAUUCAAAAGGUUACAAUAAUAAUCCGAAUUAAUUGUUUUGCCAGUUUGAAGGUAAUCUAUAAACAAAAUUCCUUUCGCAUCCCAAAAAACUGAUGCUAACAUCUUCUUGGCUGAUUUUUGCACACGAACUCGCUUCGGCACCGAAGAGCCGGGUUCACACCACUCCUUAGCCUCCUAUUUUGAUUCAGGAUCAUGAUGGUAAGACACAAGUCUCAUCCAUUGUGAUAAAUCGACGGAUAAAAGUCACUUUUAUUCUUAUUAAAACUCUCCAAAUGUUGCUGGCAAAGUCACAUCCGAAUGUGUUUUUGCUCCAUCGUUAGAGAAUGCGGCACCCAUUUUGCACAGAGUUUUUUGAUACCCAAAUUAACACUUAAAAUAUUGCUCACUGUGCCCAAUGAAAUGCCUAAAGCGUCUGUUAAAUCUCUUUCAGUCAAUAGACAGUCUUCCAAUACCAUAUCUUGUAUUUUUCUGAUGAUUUCCGGUGUUGAUGCAGUUUUUGGAUGUCCCUCUCGCGUAUCGUCUUCAAGGCUGGUAUGACCACUUUUUAAUAAACUAGCCAUUUGCAAACCAUUGUUUUUGAAGGAGCAGAUUCACCAAACACAUUCACCAUUUGGGUAUGAAUUUCCAUUGCCUUUAAACCUUUCUUUACAAAGAAUUUGAUACCUGAAAAAAGGCACAACACGUUAAGAUAUAAAGGGCGGUUAAACAAUGAAUAAAUUAACGGAUCGAAAUGAAACUUUUGAUGUGUUCCUAAGAAAGAACAAAUAUGAAAAUGGCGUCGAAAUUUCAGGUCUAAUAUUGACGAAUAGAUGGCGCUCCGCAAACUUAUUGAACAACCUUGUAUAGUGAUUAGUGUGCAGUUUCUUUUUCCAGUAUGGUAGCAAAUUGUAAUGCUGUUGUGCGCCACCAAAUGAAAAAGAAAGCAUUAUUUUUUCCCCCCCAGAAAUAUCACAUCUUUAUUACUUCACAUCUACUUACCAGAAAUAUCACAUCUACUUACACAGUGUAAAAAUGUGCAUGCCAUGAAGUUAAUUUGCAAUUCUCUAAUGAUUUUUUAAGUUAAAACAGUUUGUACGUGGAGUGCAGUGCCGGUUUGCUCUGCAAUGCUGAAAAUCCUGCAGUUCUCUCUAAGUUAAAAAAAAAAUCGCUGCACUCGCAGAAAAAAGACCGAGAAAGUAGUAAGUUUGUUUUAUUAUGGAUGGUUGUCUCAUUUUUAAUUGAGUUAAUUUUAUUGUUUCAUUAUGGAUGUUUCUUGCUAUUUUUAAUUUCAUAAAUUUGUAGCUGUUUUAUGUAAUUUUCAGUAUGCCACCAUUCUUUUUAAAUGGCUACUUAACACGUUAAGCGCGGCGCCGAAUUUGCUGUUCUUUCCGUUCAGCCGGUGGCGAGCUAAGCUGUAUUUUUGUUUAGAAUGUUUCAAUACAUUUCAUUAAAUCUAAAUUUGAUCACAUUUCAUUGAGACUAUAUUUAUUUUUUAACUUUAAUACUGCCGUCCUGAGAAUCGACGCCAGUCAAACGAAAAUUCCAGCGCCAGCCACACGGAAAGUUCACUGCUGGUUUCCAGGGACCGGUGCCGUGCUCAACGUGUUAAUGUUAGGAUACUGAAAAAUUUAGUACCAAUGACUAACAACUUUGCAAGAGGGUGGGCAGAUAAUGCAAAAGUAUCCUUUUUGUAAUUUUAAAAUUUUUCCCAGAAUAUCUGCAACUUUCAGCUAAAAAUGACUAACUUUAAAUUCAUCCUGUUUAGGAUAUUAGAAUGUCAAAAAUAUCUUUAGAUUACUGUUCUUUUGUGUUCAUUCCCCAACUUUUCCUAUGUUUUAAACAAAAGGCUAUGGGAGGCCUGGAAAUCCAGGAUACACAAUAAACAUACCUUAGGAGAUUGUAUUGUGUCAUGCAUUGUAUCAAAAAACCUUUGAUACUUUCAGACGAAAGCCGAAACAGAUUCUUUAAUCGAGAGUUAUCAAACAAACUUAUCGACCAUGAAUAUGUAAGUAAUUUUACUUAAUUGAGAUUUAUGUGAAGUAAUUUUUCAUGUCAAAUUAUUAUUAUUUGUCGAAACUGAAAAACAAAAAAAAA
Messenger RNA from Stegodyphus dumicola, 5534 nucleotides. RefSeq names its product ribitol-5-phosphate xylosyltransferase 1-like. The record is from RefSeq and is a predicted model, not a curated record. Lineage: Eukaryota; Metazoa; Arthropoda; Arachnida; Araneae; Eresidae. Gene Ontology annotation, biological process: protein O-linked glycosylation via mannose. Gene Ontology annotation, cellular component: Golgi apparatus. Gene Ontology annotation, molecular function: ribitol beta-1,4-xylosyltransferase activity.